This is a messenger RNA of Nomascus leucogenys (northern white-cheeked gibbon), 1119 nucleotides long. Its product is annotated as histone H3.Y-like. Gene Ontology annotation, molecular function: protein heterodimerization activity; DNA binding; structural constituent of chromatin. The record is from RefSeq and is a predicted model, not a curated record. Lineage: Eukaryota; Metazoa; Chordata; Mammalia; Primates; Hylobatidae. Gene Ontology annotation, cellular component: nucleosome.
AUGAGCAUCCUGACCUCUGACCCACAGACCUGUGAGCAGAGCCACCUGCAGCUGGUCAGGCUCAGCCCAAGGACAGGGGAGAGGCCGCGGCCCCGCACCACAGCAGACAUCAAGCAGAACACCCACAAAGCCACCACCUGGGAGGCCCCCAGGAAGCCCCUGGCCACCAAAGUUGCUGGCAAGAGGGCGCCGCCUACAGGAGGGAUCAAGAAGCCCCACGGCUACAGGCCUGGCACCCUGACGCUCUGCAAAAUCAGAAAGUACCAAAAGUCCACUCAGCUGCUCCUGCGCAAGCUGCACGUCCAGCACCUGGUGCGCGAGAUCGCCCAGGCCGUCAGCCCGGACCUGCGUUUCCAGAGCGCAGCCACUAGCGCCCUGCAGGAGCCCAGCGAGGCCUACCUGGUGCGCCUCUUUGAAGACACCAACCUGUGUGCCAUCCAUGCCAGGCACGUGACAUUUACACCCAGAGACAUGCAGCUGGCCCGCCGCCUCUGCAGAGCGGGGGAAAAGGAGCUUGAGGGAGCUGAGGGGGAGCACCAGCAACAGUCACAUGUGAUUCUUUUCUCAGGAAAGCUUUGGCUUAUCCGGAGCCAAAUCUGCUGGAGGCUACCAGAAGAUUUUCAUGAGUGUCACUUUUGGGGAGAAAAUCACCGCCUGCAGCCGGCCAGGCUCAGCCCAAGGAGAGGGGAGAGGCUAAGGCCCCGCAUCAUGGCGCGCACCAAGCAGACCGCCCGCAAAGCCACCGCCUGGCAGGCCCCCAGGAAGCCCCUGGCCACCAAAGCCGUCGGAAAAAGAGCGCCGCCUACAGGAGGGAUCAAGAAGCCUCACCGCUACAAGCCUGGCACUCUGGCGCUGCGGGAAAUCAGAAAGUACCAGAAGUCCACGCAGCUGCUCCUGCGCAAGCUGCCCUUCCAGCGCCUGGUGCGCGAGAUCGCCCAGGCCAUCAGCCCGGACCUGCGCUUCCAGAGCGCGGCCAUUGGCGCCCUGCAGGAGGCCAGCGAGGCCUACCUGGUGCGACUCUUUGAAGACACCAACCUGUGUGCCAUCCAUGCCAGGCGCGUCACAAUUAUGCCCAGAGACAUGCAGCUGGCCCGCCGCCUCCACAGAGAGGGUCCUUAA